Messenger RNA from Phymastichus coffea, 878 nucleotides. RefSeq names its product pro-resilin-like. Bases 57 to 878 code for a protein of 273 amino acids. The record is from RefSeq and is a predicted model, not a curated record. The transcript is spliced from 3 exons. Gene Ontology annotation, cellular component: extracellular matrix. Lineage: Eukaryota; Metazoa; Arthropoda; Insecta; Hymenoptera; Eulophidae.
GUGUGAUCGCUGCUUCUGGUUGAACAGCCAAACUCAAAUUUAGUUUUGUUGGCAAUAUGAACGCAAUCAUCAGUCUAUCAACAUUAUUACUGGCAGUACUUGCACUCAGCCGAGCGGAGCCGCCAGUAAGCAACCAGUACUUGCCGCCAGACCAGCAGUACGGACCUCCAGGAGUUCAGCAGCAGAGGCCACCGCCUAAUCAGCAAUAUGGAGCUCCAGGAUUGCAACAACAGAGGCCACCUAGCCAGCAGUACGGACCUCCGGGACAACAGCAACAGAGGCCGCCUAGCCAACAAUACGGGGCACCCCAGUUGGGUGGCGGACGCCCAAGUGGACAAGGUCUAUUCGGACAAGGCAACGGAGGCUCACUGUCUAAUCAGUACUUGCCACCCAAUCAGCAAUACGGACCACCAUCUGUCGGCAGUGGUGCUGCUGGAUAUCCCGGCGCAGGUGCCGGGGGUUAUUCCAGUGGCGGCGCCGGUGGCUAUCCGGGUGGUAGCGGCAGCGGCGGAUACAACGACGACGCUAACAGCGAGCCAGCAAAGUAUGAGUUCGAGUACAUGGUAAAUGACCCACCCUCAGGCAACGACUUCGGCCAUAAAGAAAUGCGCGACGGUGACUACACAACCGGCGUUUACUACGUUCUACUUCCUGAUGGUCGUAAGCAGAUGGUCGAGUACGAGGCCGAUCAAAACGGCUACAGACCCAAGAUCACUUAUAUGCAAGUGAACAAUGGAAUUGGCGGUGGUGCUGGUGGUUACCCAAGUGGAGGUCCCGGAGGUUACUCGAGUGGAGGAGCUGGAGGUUACCCCAGCGGUGGGCUUGGUUCCGCUGGUGGGUACCCUGGUGGUAGUGGACAAGGUGGCUACCGUUACUAG